Molecule: messenger RNA, 9212 nt
Organism: Amoebophrya sp. A120
Lineage: Eukaryota; Dinophyceae; Syndiniales; Amoebophryaceae
Source: the annotation of a GenBank genome assembly
CAACAGCAAAGAUAAAAAUGUUCACGGUCGUUGUUGACCUUCUACCCAAAAAAUAUCAUGAAGCCGAUCCAUCUCCAAAAUGUAGGAGACGAGUAGAGCUAGUACGGUUGAGAAACACAAACAAAACCCCUCAUAAAAAAUCUCUAGUCUGAUAGAAGCACACAACUUUAUUUUUGAAGCAGAACUGCAGCUGUACUAAAUAGGUCAUACUUCACUCGCAUAUAAUUACGAUAGUCCUGUUCACUUUUUUCAUUUCUGCUAAGCUCUAGAGCUACCCCGACUAGAGCUGCGGAUAAUAGUUACACCAAGAUUUAUUUUUUGGACAACGAGUUUAGAAAUAGAGUUUGAUGUAUUGCCCCGCCGUUCAAAAGCUUCCUCCCGACGCCUUUUGGCAAUAAGCUAAGCGAAAAAGUCACACACUUUUGGCAAAGAGCUUGUUCGUACUUUUUUUUUUGUCGUUCUCGUUACACUUUAUGGUUACAUAAGUAGCUAAAGUAACAGAGAGAUACUAAAUAAAACCCUGUUCGUAUCUUGAGUAGUCUACUAGUUGUACUGAAAAUAGGCAUAAGAAGGUCAAGAUUCCGUACACUUUCAAGAAUCUUCGGAGAAAAACUCAAGACAAGAAAAAGCCCACUAAAUUAUUACCGUUUCUGAUACUUCUACUUGUUGUACUAUCUCCAGACCUGUUCGGAAGCCUUGGGCCGCUUCGUAACUGGAAAAAGUUGGAAAAAAAUGGCAAAAAGUUGCUUCAUGACGUGGGUGGAAGCGAUCGUCGGAUUUUGUCCAGAUCACCCGGGCCACUUGAAAAAUUGAAAAAGAUGACAAAACUCGUAAAGGUGCAAUCCCUCCGCAGGCUUCAAAAGUGCCAGCCAGCUGUGGUCGGUGAAAAUGUGCAGAGCCCUUCGGCCACCUAGAAACUUGAAAAAAAAGGGAAAAUUGACAAAAGUCGAGAACCCUCGGCAGGCUUAGAAACUGGCCACCAAGGGCGGUCCGGCGAGCGCGCGCUUGCGCCAUACCAUCGCGAUUGGGGAAAAAAAAUCGCACUAGAAGCGGGCGGAGGCAUGUCACAAAGUCCGCAUUUGCUCUGGGUUGUGGGCAGAAAUUCUGCAUCUUCCCCGGGUCUGAAAUGGCCGACUUUGGUGGCCCAGCAGGGUUCGCGGGUUUGUGGUUUUCCACAUACUUUCCUGGCCAGGGGGCCAGUUUGUCAGGCAGGGGCUAGAAAGGAUGUCCCGCUGCCACAUAGCCGGAUUUCGCCCUCAAUGCUUAUCGCAGGAGCCUGCGGGCCGCCGCGGGCGACAGUAGUUGUCCGCGGCCCUUUAGGGCCGCGGGGAAGUGGUGGAGCUCCGCGGCCCGCAGGCUCCUGCGAUAAGCUUUGAAUGCGAAUCCGGAAGCCCCCGAUGACCCCCGAUAGAUGGCGAGAUUUACUUUAAGGGCCGCGGACAACACAGAAGAAGAAGUGGGAUUCUAAUUAAAAAGAAAUGGUGGUUUGGCUUUCGCGCUGGUUAGAUUUUCGCGCACGCAUUUGGUUACCAAUAUCGCCCUCCGGGCGCGAUCUUCAUACUUCUACUUGUUGUACUAUCUCCAGACUGCUCCAGUGAUUUUUUUUUUCCCGAACAAAGUUGCCGUGGGGCAGAAAGACACAGAACCGAGGCAAAAACCAAAACCACCAGUACAACUGGUUGCGUAGAAGUAUUAGCAGCUCUAGAAGGAAAACUUCCUGCGGAUUAUAAUAAUACAACUACAAAGCGCGUCUUCUAUUUCGAUUUCCUCGCAGUCUAGCUAAGCAGGAAGGGACGACGCUCCUGCGGGAAGAAAGUCUUUUCUUCUGCACAAGGUUAUUCCACCACAAACGGUUAUUUCUUUACAUAACGAAAAAUAAAGAAUACCAAAAUAAACCAAGAUGUAUCGCGAGACCGACCGUGCCAACCAAACCUACAGCGGUGGCAUGUUCCGCGACCAUAACCACACCUUCGGCGGCGCCGGCGGGGGUGAUAACAGCGACGACUCGUUACCCGAUGGAAGAGAUUCCGAGCGGCACUGCGUCACGCACGAGGGGGUCUUUCAACACAAUUGUUUUGACCUGUCGACGGAUGAUCUGGGGGGUCCUCUGCGGAGAAGCAGUAGUUGUGGUGCCGCGCUUGACGAAGUAGAGGGGAGUAGUAGUUGUAGCAGCAUCCCUGCGGACAAUGUUGACACCAACGUCAAUUCGAACCCUUUAUCCCCGAAGACCCUGCUGACUGCCGACCCUGAAAGUAGUUCCCACGAGAAUAGAAACGGAGCGGGAGGACCUGAGGGUGGGGCGACCACCACUAGCGGAAAAGAAAAUGGCAGUGCCAGCAAGUCGGCAUCCAAAUCCUCGGCCGGGACUACAAGUGUAAGUGGGUCUAGUUCUACUACUACGACCAGCAAAACUCCUCCUGCAACCACUACCACCACGACCACUCAGAGCAAUAAAACGACUGUCGCCCAACACGCGGCGAUGACAGCACAGAACAAAAACACAACUGGUACUGGGGCGAGCACAACCACGACCGCUACCGCUUCUGCUACAACUAGGACAGCGUCUGAGCCCCCCGCUCUUCAAAAUGCCGCGUGCUACUCGGCAGAUGACUACCAUUAUGCAAGAAAAAAACUGUGUAGGUGUAACUUUCUUCGAGGAACAGCAUCACAAAUUUGCUCUACAUGACAGAGAAAACCUGUCAUGCAUGGUUUGUAUAUGGAAAACACACAUGAAAAGAGGAUUUCGUGGCUGUCUGGCAUGACUAGUGGAACUCUGUUGCAUCUUCUGCAACACAAAUUUACACUUACACAGUUUUUUUCUUGCAUAACCAUGUGUUUUACCAGAUGGGCGCCGACGCCGCCUUCCGGGACCACGGGAUGAAUAAUGCAAAUGUGACCUGUCCUGCGGGCUUCUACUACGCGCAAAACAACGACUUCUCCUUCUCCGGCCCGAGCUCCUGUAGUGGGGAAUCGGUGGGAGGUGGAGACCUGCACAGAGACUACACGGGUUCGUCGUGUGAAGACGGCGCCGGGAGUAGUAGUACCUGUAACUCUAAGCGACAGCAAGGAGAUCACCACGGUGGUGCUCCUGGGACGAACAAUCAGCACAUGAAUCAGAACUGCGCGGCCUCCGCUUCGACGCACUCCAUAACCACGACCGCCACGCUGAACAACAACCAGGGCCGCGGCUCGGGUUCCACCGGCGGUGGCAAUAAUAAUAUCGCAAGCCAGUACCCGCAGCAAAUUUACAGCGGCAAGUAUCGCACCAUGACCUCGCGUCCCCGCCUGCCCGUCCGGCGCCCCUUCCGACACCCGCCGGGGCUCCGCACCCCCGGUCGGGACGGCAGCACGAGCAGUAGCGACUCCGAGCGCGACGAGGCGCAGUAUAUUCACUCGUGUCCGACCCAACCGCUGCGGCAAAAUAACCUCCCGAUUCAGUUGUUCCCGGGAAGCAGCUUGAGCGGCAUUUUGCACUCGGGCUACUACGGGGGGUACGGUGACUGCGACACCUUUGACGCGCCGGGGCGGGUGGAAAAGAGUGGCGGGGACGAUCGUGUUGAUGGCAGUGAAGAAAAUAAUUACAGCAUGAUAUCGCAACUGCCGCGGAAGGCGGUCCCCGGGGAAUACCCCAAAUUGUUCGACGAAAAAGGAGAGAUGAUCAACUACGCGGUUGGGUCUAGUGGUAGUAGUAGUACAACUGCUCCUUCGGCCAACAAGCAGGUUGACGUGAAAAACGAUCCGACUACUUCUGGAACGUCUUUGAAUAAAACUCCUGGUACAUCAAGUAACAAGCAAACCACUUCUACUACUAGCGCCAGUGGCGCCGCGACGACGGCUGCUGCUAGUGGUGGUGGUGCUGUAGGAGCAACAACUGCGCCAAUGGGCCUGAAAUCGACAGCAGGAACAUCAUCUUCAAAGGAGCCUGUUUCCCCGGACAACAGCUCGUCCAAAAGCCUAUCCGGCCAACGCAUCCGCUUUCCGAGUGUGAAACGGCGCGUCGACGACCAAGAUCAACGUGAAAAGCAGCCGGAAAAUAAGCCAACUACAAGUACGGCGACUUCUGAUAUUAAAAAUUGUUUCUCUCACCGCGAGCAAACGUUUCAUUCCCCAGAGCAGACCAAGAAUGUCAACAAGUCUAAUACAGCAACCGGCGGAGGAGCGACAAACAAGAUGACCAUAGGUGGUGGUGGUGGACAGCAACAGCAACAUCAGCUCCCCACCAGCUGCACAAUGAAGUCUAUAAUGAACAAGAACACCCAGGAGCAGCACACGUCGACCAGCAGCCACGCCUUACACCGAUCGCACACCGACGAGUCGUGUGACGACAACCACGUUGGGACCCCGAAGCACACCUUCAUGGCCAUCGACACCUACGAUAGCAAUUUCGACAGUCCAAAUCCGUUGCAGCAGGAAGUACUCCAGCAGCACGAUGAUUAUAUCAGCUGUAGCAACUUCAACAAACAUGCGGAUAAUAAUUUCAAUAAUCUCGGGUCGUUGAACUUGAAAAGUAACUUGGCCGACGGCGCGGCCAGUUCCGGUGCGGGCCAGUUUUCAGGCCCGAUUAGCAGUUGUAGUAGUAGUACAACUAACCAGCAGAUGAACAACAAUAUUAACCGUCAAAAUCUUCAAAGCAAUAGUUCAUCUUCUUUCAUGGUCAGCGCCAGCGACGUAUCAAAUGCAAAAAUGUAGUGUGGGUUUGGAACAAAGCAACUUGUCAUGCUAAAUCUGAAUCAUGUAAAAAUCUGUGUUGCAUGAUUACCAAAAGCUGUCCACUUUUGACCUAAUCGCGAGGCAGUUUCCUAUGCAGGAUAGGCAUGAUAGAACUCUCACAGAAUCUGUUAUGCUAUGUCCUGCAUACCAGACCUCAUGGGUCAUGGAAAACCUGCAUGACAAGUCGGGCACUCUUUCAGCCCCAGACACUUUUGCAGUUGAUACGACGCAGCCACCCCCGGCGGAGCCUCGACCUCGUUUCUCACCAUCUCGCAGCCGCACUCCACGCCAGGGGUAUAGUGAUAGAGUUUUGAUAUAGUUUUUCACGAAUUAUAGUAGAAAUCGAUCGAGAUGCAUCAUUUUAUUCGCAUAGUUUUUCGUUUCGGCGUCUAGCGAUCUACUUAACUUGUUCCUUCUCUUUACAGUUAAACUCGAUUGAAUUUUUAACACUGGCCAACAUAGAGCCGCGGCGGUCUUGUCUUCCGUCUUGUCGCCGAACCGUGUUGAUCAAACUUUUUAUUAUAAGCAGAUCGAAAUAAAAGUAAAACCAAAACGUAAAAACGAAAAUCAAAAAUCAGGUGCAGCAUUCGCCCCCGGCAGGUCAGCAGCAGCCCGGAUUCAAUGUUAAUCGUCAGGGAAUUGCGACCGGAGGUGGACAGCUGCAGGAAUCCACCCAAUCGUCCCGAGGACAAGGACAUCAACCUGCUUCAACAACAUCCCAGCAGACCACAGUAACGAAGCAAGAAUCUUCUUCCACCGCCCCUUCCCCCAACGACCCCAUGAGUUUAUACGCCAAAGCGAUUGAGCUUUUCCCCGAGAACGCUGUGAUCUACGCGAAGGCGCGGAUGCUGUGCAAAAACAACAAGAGUCUGUGGGCGCAGCAGGAGAUGGAAAAUUUUAUGGAGCUAGUCGCGAAGGUUCACGAGAUUCCGGCUACGUGUAGUACUGCACCUCCAGGAGCAGGCAACAACAUGGUGGACCACCAGCACGAGGGCGGGACGACCCCGGCUUCUUGUUCUGGGGUUGGUGCUGGUUCAUCUUCUUCCGGAGCUCCUCUUGCUGGUGGUUCAUCAUCUCGUGUACAACUAGACCAGUAUCAGUCCGAACAUCAUCCGGGUGGUCAGCAGUUGUACGGUCUUCAGCAGCGUAGUUUAACGGGCAGCACUGCUGGUCCAUCUUCUUCUCCUUACAAUCAGCAACAGACAACUCCUUCAUCUUCGUAUGGAAAUUACAUGGAGUCGAUGCAAGUGCUGCAGCAGCAGGGCAUCAUGAACAAUCAUGGUGCAGCAGCAGCCGCUUCUAGAGGACCACAUCAAUACGACUUGAGGGCGGUGCAGGAGUGGUAUUAUCAACAGCAGCAGCAGCAGGGUAUGCAUUGCAAAUAUGGCUGGGUCUGGAAACUUGUGAUGCAAAUCUACGAAUUGUCGGCGCACUGCAAUAUGCAGCCCAGCAUGUUGACAAGUUUUUGCGGUCCUGCUAUGUGUUUCGUUUUUCGCAUGACAGACUGCGUUUGUGCAUGACAGGCAAGAGGCCCUUAUUUUCCUGCUCAUGCGUCACAGAUUUAAGAGUCAUGCCAGAAAUAAAGCAUGACAAACUUGCACGACUCUUCCAGAUGACCCAGACAUAUUUGCAUGCGAUACAGGGCCUAGUAGAACCAGGAGCGGCCCCGGGCACGACCCCCUUAGCGCAUCUUGUUGACUGGCCCCAGGUCCACGCCUUUUUGGUAUCAAAAGGAAAAAAUGAUCCCCAAUCCCCGAGGGCCCCAUAUCGAAAAGGUAUCAGACGUUGAAAAUUUGUGAUGCUGAUAGCACAUUUGUGAUCACACAAAUCUUUCUGUCUUCGACAAGGGAGCGCAGUCAGAGUCUCCGCCGCAUUUUUUAUGCUGGCGAUUUGGAAAAAAAUGAUGUGGCAGACGUCUGCCACGCUAGGCGGCGACCUCAAAACAUCCCUGCCCAGGCUUCGCAUCUGCUUGCAUUCACUCCUCACUGCAAGACCAAGCUGAUUGGUCGUAUACUACACAAAUCAUGGUUGAUCACAUCAAACUUCCAGCACUUUGAUAUGGGGCGGAGAGGGGAUUUUUCAUUUUGAUAUUUGGCGGCGUGGGGCCACGGACCCGCCGAAAUUGCGCAAAUUUUAGCGGAACUGCUGGAGAGUAUGCAUUGGUGGGAGCAACAGGGCGGCUUUCCGCAGGAGCUCGGGAGAGCGCCGACUGCUGGUCAGCUCGCCGCGGCUGGUGCGCGUAUGGCCGCCGCGUACGGUAGUACUAAUCCACCGGGAGGUAGCAGCUCAAGUUCUUUCGGGCUGCCGGGUGCACUGAUGAGCGGCCAGGUACUUAGAAUUGGAAUGAUAAUCGUAAAUAAAGUUCACUUGUUAGACUUUCCACCUAGUAAAUUGCACUAGAAAAUAAAAUUUCUGAAGAUACUUAAUGGAUUGAUACUGUGUCAUGCAGCAGCUUCAAAAUUAUACCAUAAUUUUUUGAAAAUGAAAUCCAAAUCUUGUAGUACCGAAGACCCUGGGCCGCGGCUUGGGUUACUUUUCGUGUGAAAGAGGAUCAAAUCUUGGAUAGAAUACAAUAUCGACGGAACAACAACUUAAAACAGUCCUCGUCAAGCUCGGGCCGGUAUCACGCCCCGCCUGCCACUAACCGGCGAAAAGUUUUAUCUAGGCAAGAGAUGCAACACCUGUACGAGAUGUUGCAGCAAAGUUCGGCGAUCGCCGACGUGGCUUCGGGUAAGGACAUCGACACAGUGGAUGUGAGGAGCGGAGGUGCGGCCGUCCCGGCAGGUCAACAGAACAAUUCUCUUCGCAGCAGUACCAGGGGUAACAGUAGUACUGCUCUGGACCCCCCGCCACGUCAGAUGAAUGCUCCUGGUGCAGCAGGAGCAUCAUCAUCCACUUCCGCAGCUGGUGGCUUCGUCCCCCCCUCCCGAAGCUUCCAGGAAGAUCAGGACAACCAUAUGUUGGAGGCCCUGAAGACUGUAGCAGAUUCUUUGAAGAAAAACAGCAACAGAAAUUCAACAGCGGAUAGUAAUGGUAAUCAACACCGAGGAGGUGGAGAGCAGCAGCAGCCGCAUUCUACUCUCGCGGACCAGCAUCGCGAGCACGUUUCUCAGGCCGCGGGAGGUUCUAGCAAGAACAUGGGCGCCGCGGCGCUUCCCUCAAAUCGCGCGUCCACUUCGAGCUGUGUUAACAAUAAACCUGGAGCUCUUCCUGCGAGUUUGAGCUCUGUAGCUAACGCCAGCCGUUUCAAAUUUUCCUCCUCCACCAACACCGGAAAUAAUUCCACCCAUAAUUCCACUUCCCGGUCUAGCACUUUUGGCAACGAUGGUCGUCACCACCCCAGUAAUUCGAGCAUCCUGCUCGACCAGCCAGGUGGACAUCUUCAUAACCGGUCGAUCGAUCGGUUAUAUGAUCGGUACGAAGACCAGCGCAGCAAAAACUCCUCUCGCGCGGCCCGCACUGUAAUGGAGGCGAUGGACUCUUUGAAUAGUUUCAACAACACGUUAGACGAUGAGGAUCUCGAGGACGAGAACGGCGACCGAGUGUUGCGGUCCAGUAAUCUUCGCGACAUGAGCCGAAACACGAACACUUUGAUGUCGCACAAUUCGUCAGCAUCCUUUCGAGGGAUGACCACAGGGCCUUCUAACAACAACACCAGGAACAACAACACAGGCGCGACUUCUAACAGUCGGAACCAGGGCAUCCACCCGGAGGCCAUGGCACGGAUGUUGAAUAGCAUUCAGUCGACCCACACCAUGCCGACCACCCGGGAAAGCGGUUCGAUCAACAAUAAUAAUAUCCACGCGAGCCCGAAUAUGAAGCCUGGGUCGUUAUCCGGGAAUAAAAACAACACAACCAAUAGCAGCAGCUCGGCUGGGUCUUCAUCUUCAACAUCGCAGGGGACCGCCUCCGCGGGGGUAGAAGCUGCAACAGGGAAUAUUAAUCCAGCCGGCGAAAAUACUUCAGGAGCUGCGGCCGGAGAAGCAAGUACUAAAACAAACCAAACAGAAACCGAACCAAACAAUUCCAUGUUGCACGACUUUAAGCCGAAGUACAAGACGGAUAAAGAAGCGCAGGAGGGGCUGAAAAGGGAAUACAGCAAGUCCAAGCAGAUGGCGAUCUUCCACUACACAUUACGCAACGCGAAAAAACAAGCGGUGGAGAACGGACUUCCCCUCGAGUACAAUUUUCACUUAAUCGAGAUGGAGCGGCAACGGAAAGAGUACAUGAAGAACGCCAACAGCAAAUCGAAAUACGCCGCACUUGGCGGUGGGCCGAGCAGCCAAAGCGGUGGGGGUCCACCUCCGCACAUGAUGAUGCCGGGAGGACCUCCAGGACCGUAUCCGCCAGUGCAUGGACCGACUUCCUCGGGAGGAGGUGCCGCGCCCGGGGCUGUUACAAGGCAACAGCCGCACCCCGGCUAUGGUGGUGCGGGAGGAAAUUACGGUCAUGGGUAUGACGACCGAUAUUUGCCGAUGGGGGGCAUGUACCAGGGACGGUGA